Tetrahymena thermophila SB210 is the source of this 855-nucleotide messenger RNA. RefSeq names its product sterol desaturase. Gene Ontology annotation, biological process: lipid biosynthetic process. The record is from RefSeq and is a predicted model, not a curated record. Gene Ontology annotation, molecular function: iron ion binding; oxidoreductase activity. NCBI's taxonomy places the organism in Eukaryota, Ciliophora, Oligohymenophorea, Hymenostomatida, Tetrahymenidae. The transcript has a single exon.
AUGGGUUUUGUUAUAACACCAAAAGUAGGUUUUAUAAUUGAUCAAUCUAUAGUCUUUGGAGGUUUCGCCUUAGGCUUAAUAUCUAAAAAUCCUUUAUAAUGGUAUGAAGUUUUCUUUAAACUCUAUAUAGGUCUCAACCUUGUGCUUAUGCCAUUUGCUGGAUUAGUGACAUUAUUCUGUAAAAUAUUUGGUAAGCGUAUAUAAGAUCCUCCAAAACCCACUCAAUAUUUAAAAGAAAUUUUUGAAACUACUCGCUGCUAUUGGGUAGUCUCUCUUUUGGCAGCAUGGCCUGUCUAAAGAUAUCUUAAUGGUGAAUUGACAGCUUAUACCAUGGAUUUAAAAGAGAGUUUUGUAGGAGACUCUAUCAUUUUAAACACUCUGUUUAUGGUAUUUUUCUUCUUAUUAGUUGACUUCCACACUUAUUGGAAACAUCGCCUUUUACAUACUCGUACAUUCUGGUAUUUCCACAGAAAUCACCACUCUUUCUUUGAUCCUUCAUGCUUUGCUUCUUUUGGAGUAUCACCAUUUGAAUCUGUCCUUACUUUUGGUCCCUUAUUAUUUGAUUAACUCGAAAUAGCCAAUCAAUUUAAGCUCUGCACAUGGCUUCAUGGAAGUGUUAUCCUUUUCUUUAUAGUUUUAAAUAUUUACCUUCACUGUGGAUACACAUUUGACUUCAUAGAAAAUACUCUUCCAAAACUAUUCAUCAACACAUCGGCCCACCAUAACCUCCAUCACUCAAAAACUAAAAUUCACUUCAGUGAACUUUUGACUCUUUGGGAUUACCUUAUGAACACUGGAGCCACAUUUUACAACAAACAAGAAUUUUAAUAAAAAUUAGAAAAAGAAAAAUCUUGA